AGUCCGGAGACUCCAGCCACCAGGCUUCACCCCAGCAUGAGCGCCUCUGGGCGGGACAGGGGAACAGAACGAAGGCCUCCGCAGGAGGCACACAGUGUCACCUCCUAGGGGGAUGUAGCAUCAGAACAAGCGUGUCAGCUUUGAGUUAAACGUUUUUAUAGAUUCCACGCACGGAAUCAUCUUGCAUGUUUCUGGAUCUUUUGACCUAGGUUUAGGGAACACUGUGCAUGCCUGACUUUGGGCAAAGGUGAAAAUCUGUGACAGGAAGCUAAGUGACCACUGAAAUAAAAGGGACAGCAGCACAACAGAAAGAGGGCAGAGAAGGCCCUCAGGGAAGAAUCUCGAGCAGCAGCCGGAACCCUAACGAACACCACAGCCCGGAGGAGGCACAAAUGGAAGGAAACGCAGUGGCUCUCACGCUUGGCGCCCGGGGCUCUGGAGAAGUGGACCCGAGCUGUUCUCCAGGAUCCCUUGGGGGAAGAGGUACGCCUGCCUUCCGUUUUCAUUCAAGUUUUGAGAAAAGGUAUAACGACGUCAGACCAAGGAAAGGCUCAUUUCUGAAUGUUGAGGAGGAAAGAGGAGGAAACAGAGAACAGUUGGAAGCAAGAGGGGAGGGGCAAGGGGAGUUCCCACCUGCUGGGAGGGGUGACAGGCAGGGCUGCUUCUACUGGAAGCGCAGGCUGAUUUCUAUGAAAACAAAUAAAAUCCGCAUUGCUGUCAAAGGCUCUGUGGUAACCUGCACUGUAGCUUCACAUCGGGAUCAAAACCGUGCAGCCCAGAGGCCCCGGAGUCGAACCAGGAACCCGGAGGUUGGCAUAGGACAGAAAGUCCCAGGAGCCUAGGAGCUGUCACCAGGGUCUCCAGGUUCAGCGUGGAGGAAGGGAUCGUACACCGCGGACUCGGGGGAGUUGGCAGGAAAGUGCAGACAGGCCUGUUCACAGGUGCUGUGAGGACACGCAGGCCCCGCCCUGAGUGGCUGCCACGCUGGGGACAAGUCGGGACAGCAGCUGCACAACCUCUCGGGGGAAUCACACGGAGUCGGGAGGAGCCACCGCUGGGGGCCGGCCGGGGACGUGGCACCGUGACCGUAAAGGCUCUGCUGAGGGAGGCGUGAGGCGUCCUUCUUGGCCAGUCCCCGAGGGGAGGGCGCAGCGGGCCGUCGGCCGUCGCCUUGACUUCCCGGCAGAGGGCCGGGGACACGGAACACCGGGCAAAAGGGCCUUAGGCGAACGGCCGCCGGCCUCGCGGGGCCAGCUGCACAGCUGGGCACUGUGACGGCUCCACGCACUUCACAGCGCCCUCCCGCUCCUGCCCAGCGGUCGGAAGGGAACUCGUGACAGACGGCGACGCACGUCGAGCGUCAUUAUAUUUAACACCCCUGAAUACCGCGAGACGUGGACCCGGGACUGGGCUUGGAGAUAUCGCGAGUUAACUGGGCACACCCUCCUUCUUCCGACCAACAGGUCUCGCGAUAAAUGCAGAUCUCGCGAGAGACGACGCCGGAAGCCCUCCGUGCGGUAGCCGCGCGGGGCGUGGCCGGCCAGACGGCGGUGGUAAGAGUGGGAUUUCCCAGGGACGAUGCCGUCCGCCUUCUCAGUCAGCUCGUUCCCCGUCAGCAUUCCCUCCGUGAUCACGGAAGCCUGGCCCUGCAGGAGCUGUCGCUGCUGAAUGUCUCACGAUGUGUCCCACAGCAGACAGAUUGGACGGAGCCGUGGCUCCUGGGGCUGGUCGCCUUCCACGUGCUCUGCCUGCUGCUCACCUGUUUCUCGUCGCAGAGGUGUGAGCUGCAGGUCGGGCAUUUCCUGUGCCUGGAUUUCAGCACAGGAGCUACAGGAACGUGGAGAAGGAACAGGGCGCGGAGUGAUGAGAAAGGUCACAGGGAGCGGAGUCCCCGCACGGGGUCAGGCGAGGCGAGGAGCAGCCCUGUGGCAGGUGACUCUGGUCUACUGUGCCGAGUACAUCAACGAAGUGGCCGCCAGGAACUGGAGGCUAUUUGCAAAGUACCAGUAUUUUGACUCCAGGGGGAUGUUCAUUUCGCUCGUGUUUUCGGCGCCGUUGCUGCUCAACGCC
Messenger RNA from Pteropus alecto (black flying fox), 2070 nucleotides. It is a transcript of the gene TMEM18, whose product is annotated as transmembrane protein 18. The record is from RefSeq and is a predicted model, not a curated record. Gene Ontology annotation, cellular component: nuclear membrane. Bases 1476 to 2015 code for a protein of 179 amino acids. NCBI's taxonomy places the organism in Eukaryota, Metazoa, Chordata, Mammalia, Chiroptera, Pteropodidae. The transcript is spliced from 5 exons.